AUGCCAGACCUGCGCCACGGCCAAGAUCCGCUGCUUACGCUCUCCAGAUUCGCCUAUCUGCGACCGCUGCCUGCGGCUGAACAAACCGUGUUAUUUUCGGCCGGCUCGAAUACGCCAGACAUGGUCGAGAAAGGAGACAGCCAUAGUCCAUUAGAGGUAAAGGCCGGCGAUGUCAUCGACAAAGGCCUUCUCUCGCUGGACGAGGCCGCUGCGCUCCUUGCCUCGUUCAUGCAAUCCAUGAUGCCAAAUUUCCCUUUUGUUGUGCUUCCCGCAACGACAACUGCAGAUCAACUUCGCCAGAGCGCCCCAUUCCUCUUCCUGGCCAUUCUUUCCGUCUCUGUGACCAACGAUUCGACGCUGAAGCGGGCUCUCAGGGAGGAAGUGAGAGCUGCCUUGGCCGAGCGAACAGUCCUUAUGCAUCAACCGCCCUCUUUGGAGACACUACAAGGGCUUCUGGUUGUUCUUGCGUGGACCCAGCACCAGGUCCGGCAGCGAUCUUCCCCCCGGGACUUUCCAACCUACCUACAUCUGGCUAUUGGUCUCGUGGUAACCUGGCGAUUAGACCAGCCUAUCGGGAUGCGGAGACGUCAGACCUGCCGGGUGAACAUCAGCGAGGAAGGUAUCAUAGAGCGUCCGCCUGAGACCCUCAGAGCCGAGCAGAGAGCUGCAAUCGGUUGUUCUUUUCUUUCAUCAUGGUAUUUCCCGUGCUCGGACAGAUCUGUAUCGGUUGAGCCUAAGCUUACACUGUCUAGUUCUGCCAUCAUUACGCAGGAGAGGUGCACCUUUCCCUGGGCUCCAGAGCUAGAGGAUUUCGCUGUUGGACUCGCCGAGAAUCCCGAGUACGAUAGCGACCAGAUUAUCAUCCAUCUCGUCCGAUUGCAGCACGUUCUUGAGGAGAUUGACCGGGUCUCCAAGGAUCCGGACUCGUUCGAGACCGUCCAUUCCGGCCGCGCUUUCCACCCCUCGUUCCGUACAUUCAAGGCCCGAACUCAAGACUACUCAAACCUCCUUUCUCCCAAACUUGCGGGCAACUUCACCCUUUCAACCCAACUCCACACAAUUCACCUCUACCUCUGUCAAGUCGGCCUCUUCGAUCGCAAAGCUACAUCGCGGCUCCCCGUCGACGUCCGAGCGGAGAUCCUCUGCCACGGCCUCACGGCCGCCAAAAGCUUCUUCACUUCCUUUGCGUUGAUCGGCCCAGGGGCAGAGCGUCGCUUCAGUUACUCGCAGUGGCUUCAGUCGGGGUUUAACCUUAUCGUCUCUUGCAAGCUAACAUUGAUGGCUGUGUCCGAUGAAGCCCUCCGAGACAGUUUCCCACAAGUGCUGACGCUGUGCAAUGAGCUGGAUAUGCCUCAGGUAUUGAGGAUAUGUGUAGUCCGCCAGGAUCAGCAUUCGUCUUACAGCGGAGCAGCGCCCCCCGCAACAGGUUUUGACUACAAGGGCUGGCUACAGUGGAUAGAGGAGUGGUUCUUACGGCAGUAUAAUGGAUAUAUUGCGCGCCGCGAGGCUGCAGACAGGGCUGUAACUGCCGCAUCGUCUGCGCCGGUCGCCCCCCAAGCGUAUUUUGGUGUAGACGAGCCAAACACGGGACAUAUUUAUCUUCCAGCAUCUGCCAGUAGUAUGCUGUUUGAUCCAUUCCCUGAUUUUGUCAUGGCUGAUAAUCCGCUGUUAGGAUGGAUGGAUCUGAGACAGUUGCCUAUGUGA
Molecule: messenger RNA, 1704 nt
Organism: Aspergillus nidulans FGSC A4
Lineage: Eukaryota; Fungi; Ascomycota; Eurotiomycetes; Eurotiales; Aspergillaceae
Product: fungal specific transcription factor domain-containing protein
Exons: 5
Coding region: 1-1704 (567 amino acids)
Biological process (GO): regulation of transcription by RNA polymerase II
Source: RefSeq, a predicted model, not a curated record